CUUUAAUACAUGUGCCAAUACCAUUAUCGAAGUUGUUGCUUCUUGAUUAAUCAAAGUCAAUGGCUUCUUUGUGUGAUUCAUGGAUCAGAGAACAGAAUGAGACUUUAAAACUCUCAGAGGAGAUUGAUGGAAUGAUAUUAGAAAGAAGUUCACUGGCCGAAACAUCAUCUUAUGCUCUACGUCAUGCUUCAUCGAUGAGAAGAAAGAUCACCAUUUUGGCAACCCGAGUUCAGACUCUAAAGUAUCUUCUUGCUGAAAGUCAAGGAAAAUCUAUUUCAGGGAAAGAGAUGAGCCGGCGCAAGGGUACGUUUGAGAAUCUGAGAUCAAAAGCAAAUCAGAUGGCCUCUGCAUUGGACAUGUUAAAAUUUUCCAAUAUUGACAUCUUGCUGAGGCCAGAAAAAGAUGAUAUCAUGAGCAGAGUUAUUGGCUUGGAUAACCAAGGAAUUGUUGGAUUACACCGACAAGUUAUGAAAGAACAUGACGAAGCACUUGAUAUGUUGGAGGAAACAGUCAUGCGUGUAAAACACAAUGCGCUAGUUAUGAAUGAGCAGAUUGGCUUGCAGACAAGGCUUAUCGAUGGCUUAGACCACCAUGUGGAUGUUAGUGACUCUGGCGUAAGGGUAAUACAUAUUCGAGCUUAA
This is a messenger RNA of Arabidopsis thaliana (thale cress), 641 nucleotides long. Its product is annotated as Target SNARE coiled-coil domain protein. The transcript is spliced from 5 exons. The record is from RefSeq and is marked reviewed. Bases 60 to 641 code for a protein of 193 amino acids. Lineage: Eukaryota; Viridiplantae; Streptophyta; Magnoliopsida; Brassicales; Brassicaceae.